Verruconis gallopava is the source of this 968-nucleotide messenger RNA. RefSeq lists its product as uncharacterized. The coding region runs from base 1 to 849 and encodes 282 amino acids. NCBI's taxonomy places the organism in Eukaryota, Fungi, Ascomycota, Dothideomycetes, Venturiales, Sympoventuriaceae. The record is from RefSeq and is a predicted model, not a curated record. Gene Ontology annotation, cellular component: cell wall. Gene Ontology annotation, molecular function: manganese ion binding. The transcript is spliced from 2 exons.
AUGUUCGUGCUUCGUUACAUUCUGCCUGUUGCGGCAUAUUGUGCUGCAUCUCUUGUCGAAUUUGACGACGACCUUGCUAUAGCCCUCAAAACUGCUCCCGUAGACCUAGAUAAAUUCCUGCUGCUCAAGGAUGCGAAACAGCCCUGGACUUUUGACUUCAGGGCUCAGGCAAACUACACAUUUAGUCCGGGAUCUGUGAAAGCUGCCAAUGCCUACACAAGCCCACUAAUGUAUGGCACAGGAAUGACCAUGCAGCUCAUUUCACUUGGUCCAUGUGGCAUUCUGCCGCCGCACGAACAUCCGAGGGCAGACAACAUCGCCAUAGCCAUACAUGGGACCACUCAGACUUGGAUGUACAAUGAAAACGGGGCGGAAUUGAUUUCGACAAUCCUUACACCGGGUGUUAUGACAGUUUUCCCGAAAGGGUCUGUACAUAGCAUGAUGAACAUGGGUUGCUCAAAUGCGCAAUUGGUGUCGGUGUUGAACAACGAAGACCCGGGUACCCUAAAUAUAUUGAACGCUGCUACCCAUUUCCCUGACGGUCUGAUCGGUUCUCUCUUCCAAGGCGGACUAUCCAAGCAGGUCUGGAAUAGGCUUGAGCAGACGCUGCAGCCAGUUGGCACUGGAUCGCAAUGGGGCACUGAGGCCUGUUACAAAGCAUGUGGCGUGCCUUAUAAGCACAACGAAGAUAACUUCACAUUUGAUGACUCCGCCAAUAUUUGGGACGGUGGAAAUGGGACCCGUUCUGGCUAUUACGAUGCUGGGACAGGCAAGCAAAAGCUAGAUAAUGCCGUUCCAUACUACGAUGAUGAUGAUGAUGAUGAUGAUGUGGCACCAAGGCAGGCAUAAAGCUCAUGUCGUUACCCAAUGGUGGAUUCCAUGGGGUCAGACGCGAGCAAGACAACAAGAAUUCCCGCACUGCAUGCAUGAAGAAAAAUUCGGAAGUUAUUGAGAAAGUUGUUUGCAUU